Molecule: messenger RNA, 2152 nt
Organism: Colius striatus (speckled mousebird)
Lineage: Eukaryota; Metazoa; Chordata; Aves; Coliiformes; Coliidae
Gene: TMEM86A
Product: transmembrane protein 86A
Exons: 3
Coding region: 34-747 (237 amino acids)
Cellular component (GO): membrane
Source: RefSeq, a predicted model, not a curated record
AGGAGCCGGAGCAGGACUCGUCCCGCCGCCGACAUGGUGUCCCCCGUCACCGUGGUGAAGAGUGAAGGCCCCAAACUGGUGCCUUUCUUUAAAGCCACUUGUGUGUAUUUUGUCCUCUGGCUGCCAACUUCCAGCCCCUCCUGGUUCAGUGCCCUCAUCAAAUGUCUGCCCAUCUUCUGCCUGUGGGUUUUCCUUCUGGCUCAUGGAAUUAACUUCCUAGUGUCACACCGGAGCGCCAGCCGCAUCCUAGCGGGACUCAUAUUCUCGGCAGUGGGAGAUGCCUUUCUCAUCUGGCAGGAGCAGGGCUACUUCGUUCAUGGUCUGCUGAUGUUCGCCAUCACACACAUCUUGUACUCUUCAGCCUUCGGCAUGAAGCCUUUGGACCUCAAAGCCGGCUUGUUGAUGGGCCUCGUUUGCAGUUCCUGUUAUGCCUUCCUAUACUCCUACCUCUCGGGCCCAUUCACCUACCUGGUAGCUGUCUACAUCGCCUUGAUUGGCUUCAUGGGCUGGCGAGCAGUCGCUGGCAUGCAGCUGUGCAACGACCUCUGGACAUGGACCAAGCUCUCGGCAUGCAUCGGCGCGAUGCUGUUCAUGGUGUCAGAUCUGACCAUUGCACUUAACAAGUUCUGCUUUCCUGUGCCCUACUCGCGCUUCAUCAUCAUGGCUACUUACUAUGCAGCCCAAAUGCUUAUUGCACUGUCAGCUGUAGAGAGCAGAGAUGAAGAGGACUUCAGGAAGAGGAGCUAGGUGGAGUGCCAAUGGUCUGUGAACAACGUGGGUUAUAUCUCAGGUGCUGUAGCUGCAUUCACCCCUGAGAAAGAUCUCCAUUUCUCGAGGCACAUUGGUGAUGUUGAUUUUGCUUCUUUGAAGCAUUACCUUUGGGGCUUUCUCUUUUUUUUUUGUUGUUUUUUUAAAUGGCUUUCUCUGAAUACAGCUUACUUCAGUGUGGAGUCCACAUCAGAAAGCUUAGACUGUCCCUGCAGCAGCUACUCAUUCAACUUUUCCUCCUUGGAAUUGCUGUACUACUGCAUUUUACUUGCUAGUCCUGAAACUGAUGCUGAAUGUCUUUGAAGAGGAAGGCUGAUGGAAAGGAGGUUUGGCCAUGUGCUGUGCUAGAAGACUUGCUUUCAGUCAUAGGCAGACAGGCACAGAUUUCUGCUAAAGUCAUAGGUAAAAAUUAAUUUAGCCAAAAUUUGUCUCUUUUUGUGCAUUACAAAUUCAGUAUGCAAACUGGAGCUAGAGCCUGUGCUGAAAGGAAGCCUUGAGACAGAGUCAAAACAGCAUAUCCGGAUAAAGGCUGAGCUUUGUAGUCAAUGGGAGCACGUGAGGCAGGUCUCAGCAGAACCAGAAUGAAGGCCAAACACCAACCAGAGGGCACAGAGCGAGAGGUGUGCUGCCAUGCAGUGCUGUGUGCUUUGAUCAUGGCUGGUUGCUGCCUCAGCACAGGUCUGUAGGUGUAAGUCUGUGUUGCCACAUGUGGCAGGACCAGGAAUUUGGUGGGAUUCCAGGGACUCCUUGGUGGCCAGGCCAGUGUGUGCUCUCCUGCCACGUGUGUGCAGCUACACGAUGCCCACAGCCACCGCCGACAGCGGCAAUGUAGUGGGCCUAUGAGGAACUUUUUACAGCAGGACUUUGAGCAUGUGUCUUACUAAUAUAUGCCCUAACUGUCCUUAGUACAGCAGACAGGAAUCUAGCCUUUAUGCCUUUCUUCCCCAGUAGCCUAACAAAUAUUAUUCCAUAUACUCAUUAAGCUUCACAGCCCUGCUACUUGCAGUGUCUCUCUCAAAUCCUUGUGUGAACAUUUCCUGUGGUCCAGGUCCUGAUUUUGGAUGUAGCUUAUUGCUGUGUUUUGCCAGCUGGUGGUAAAUGAUCAGUUUUGUACCACUUGUUUUUGGAAAGCCCCUCUUCAGCAGGGUUUCCUGAAAAACACUGUCCUGUGUGUUCAAAGUGCCUGCUGCUUCCUCCUCAGACUCAUGUGGUCAUAGGAAGAAUGUGCCGUCAGGGUUGGGAAGGCCUGUUUAAUUCUCAUCCAAAUUCUUUGGUUGGUUUGUCUGCCCAUCUGCUGAAGCAGGAUUACUUGACUUCAGACUCUCUUAAAAAGACAUGAGGUUGUCUUGAUUUUUAAACCAAGUUCAUUUGUGAUCAUAUCUAA